Molecule: messenger RNA, 2865 nt
Organism: Lasiosphaeria miniovina
Lineage: Eukaryota; Fungi; Ascomycota; Sordariomycetes; Sordariales; Lasiosphaeriaceae
Exons: 4
Coding region: 1-2865 (954 amino acids)
Biological process (GO): DNA-templated transcription
Source: RefSeq, a predicted model, not a curated record
AUGUCUGAACCAGAGCCCCGCCGAUCAGUUAGGGCCACCAAAGGCCAGCACAAGGCACUGGAGCAGCUCGACCAGGCCGUCGACACCCCGAAGCGGCGCGGAAAGAAGGGCAAAAAGGCGGCGCCGGAGCCCGAGGAGCCCGAAGAAGAAGUCAUCCGAUGUGUCUGCGGGGCGACAGAGCAAGAUGAAGACUCGGGCGAGCCCUGGAUCGCGUGCGACCAGUGCGGCGCAUGGCAGCACAACAUCUGUAUGGGCAUGAGCCAGUAUUCCGAGGACCUUCCUAAAGAUUACUUCUGCGAGAUAUGCCGCCCCGAGAGCCACAAGGAGCUCCUCGCCGGCAUGGCCAGAGGCGAGAGGCCCUGGGAAGCCAGGCGCAGGGCGUAUGAGGAGGAGAAGACAGAGAAGAAGAAAAAAGGCCCCAAGAAAGGUGCUAACAAGAAGAGGACCAGCGAAUCCAAAGAGGAUUCUACUCCCGCGCCCCAGAAGUUAAAGCAGUCUCCCGCACCGCCUACGAAACCAAAACAGUCCCCAGCACCCCCACCUACCAAAGCAAAACCGUCGGCUGCCCCCCCAGCAGAGCCAAAGAAGGACAAGGAGAACAAGAGCACCGCGGGCCAAAAGCGGAAAACUUUGGAUGGAUCACAAGACAAGGAGGCUAAGAAAAUGCGAAAAAUCUCCGAAACCCAAGCACUACCCAUCCAGUCAUACACAGCACCUGAUGACAUCCCUGCCAAGAUUACAGAGCUGCCAGAGGCCCGCCAGGGUUCUGCCGUUGCGUUGUCGAAGGCGCUUAACCACGCUCUUGAGGUGGUAGAGAAAAGGGGCACCUUUGUCCCAACCGACGGCAUCUCCAUUGCAGACCGCGCAGAGCGCUUUGCACUCGAAAUCGAGCGCGCUGUUCACGAUACCCACGGAAGCCUGAGCGCGUAUGCUGGCCAGCUCCGUACAUUGUCGUUUAACCUUAAGACGAACUUCGACCUUUGUACUAGACUGCUUAACCGCACUCUUAGCCCCCUUGUGCUAUCCACAAUGACUUCAGAGAGCCUAGCGACCAAGGAACUGCAGAAGGAAACUGCCGAACUCAAAGCCCUCGUAGAGAAGCAAGCCAUCAAACUCCCUGAUGACGGUCCGCGGAUCCGGAAAACACAUAAGGGCGAAGAACUCAUCGGCGGUGACGACUUCACUGCCAGCGACGAUGCUUAUGGGCAGGCCGCACCCUCGAAGAAGGUACAAAAGGAACAACGACCAGGCUCUUCAGCUCAGCCUGGACACGUCAGACCGCCCGCCCACAGUAUAGCUACCGACACCAAUCAGUCUCCGAACAGAGCAGAUUUCGACAUCAACAAGGUGUUUUCCAGCGUCAAGUCGCCAACGCUCCCUCAAAAUCAAGUGAGGCAGCCUGUACAGACGGCUCCUGCAACAGGACCCGGAGUCGACCUAGAUGUCGACCGUCUGCUUGACGAUGGCAGCCAGUCCCCUCCUUACUCCCCGAGCGCCGAAAGCGAUCCGGAUGUAGUUUGGAGAGGCGGCCUGUUGAUGAACAGCAUUGCGGAAUUCCAGGUCACGGGCAAGCACAUCGGCGGAGUCAAGCUGAAUGAGACUAUCAACCUCCCGUGGAGCAAGCUCAUCCCGCAAAAUCUGACAGUCUGCGGUCGAAUCGAACCGCAGCAAGCCAUCGUCUAUCUCUGUGGGCUGAGAUAUAGUGUCCUUGCUGAUAUAGUCGUGAUCAGCUUGGAGCCAACGUUUGAGUCGUCCAGGCCCGAUAUGUUGAAGCUUAUUGACUACUUCGUGACCAAGGGUCGGUACGGUGUGGUUGGGGAUAAAGGAGUUGCGAACGUUCGUGAUACCUAUCUGGUACCCGUCAUGCCCGGCACUGCCAACUACCCGGAGUUCAUGCUGAACUUGUCAGACAAUUUGAUCCCCGAGACCAGGACUGAGCCAUUGUUGCUAGCUGUCUUCGUCUACCGCAACGACCCCGAGACUGUUCAGCGUCUUGCCAACGAUCCUAAUCACCCAAUCAGAGCACAGCAACUACGGGCACAAUCAAUAUCUGACUUUUCGCAGUCUCCAUCCACACCCACCCCCGCUCAAGGGUUUGUAAAGUCGGUUUCGGGAACACUACCUAGCUACCCUCCUUCGCGAAACACACCUCAAGUUGCGCCCCCUGUGCAGCAACCCCAUGUUAAUCAGGGCUCAAGGACAUCGCAAGACCCGGCUCAGAUUCAGGGCCUAGCCACUGCACGCGAGAUCAUGGGUAGCCUUAUGACUAGCCCGACUAUGGCCUUUUUGAUACCACAGGCGCACCAGAUGACUCGGAGGGAGUGGGAGCUUAUCAAAAUCCUAUACGAGACUGAUCCGAAAACACGUGAUGACCUCCCGUACCUCAGCCACGCGCUCGAGAGGCAGGGCAAGGCCAAGUCAACAUCAGGACCGCCUGCACAACAUCCCGUGACCCAAAAGUCGCCACAGGUUCAGCAACCGCGGCAGGCUCAGCAACCACGGCAAGUCCAGCAACCGCGACAGGCUCCGCCGCCGCGGCAGAUCCAACAGCCGUUUCAGGCCCGGCCGGAGCCUCAAGCCCAACAGCCGCAGAGUAUUCAGCAGCAGCUGCAGCAGCAGCAGAAGAUCCAGCAAUCGCCACAGGCCCAGCAGCUUCAACUGACUCAGCAGCCCCAACAAGCUCAACAUGCGGCCGCCGUAUCUACCUCACCCACAGCCACGAAACCAUCAUACCGGCACACUCCGGUUCCUCCUCCCCCUAUUCUGCAGCAGGCUGUCCCCCCUCGGCCCGUUCCGUCGCGUCAGACACCUAUUCCUCCUCCACCUAUUCCACCUCCAGCCUCAACCCCGGUGCCUCCUUCGUAG